AUGGGGACUGGUAGUCCUGCUAUCAGCAUCACCUGGGCACUCGCUCUCAUCUCCACCUUGAUCCACCCCUGUGAGGGGGACAGGAGGUUCAGAAGAGAUUUAUCAAAGAAGAUUGUGUUGGACAUGGCUGACUCUUCCUAUGAUGAUCAGUACUUGGGCUGCACUGAGGCCAUGGAUAACAACAUCCCCAGAAUCCUUCAGGCUGAGAAGAAAUUAAACAAGGACUUUGCGGAUGCCUGGGAAAAUGCCACCGGAGAAUGGGAAAAGAGAAAGGGAAACACUAAGGUUCCCAUUGGAUUUAAGGAUGAGUAUGCAAUAUCAACGUUGGUCUACACCAAUGAUAAGCCAAAUAUUUACUCUCCCUUCAAUGAGGCCGUGCGCCAGGCUGGGAAAUCCAGAGAUUUCUAUCUAAAUCAUUUCCAUUUCAAGGCUCUACAUUAUCAUCUGACCAGGGCCCUUCAGCUGCUCGAUGCUGUGGAAUCACCAACUUGUCACUCAGUCUUCAGAGGAGUAAAGACUCGAUUCACAACUGAGCAAGGGAAACAAGUCCGUUUUGACCGGUUCACAUCUUCAUCAACAGAUUACCAGAAAGCUUUGGAGUUUGGAGAUGACACGGUCUUUACCAUCAUUACCUGCUCUGGGGUCAGAAUUAGGGACUUAUCGUUCUUCCCUAAUGAGGAGGAAGUGCUUAUCCCGCCCUUUGAGAAAUUCAAAGUCACCGAUUUCAGUACAAACAAUAAUAAAAACAAGAUGACCCUUAAGUCUAUGAAAAAUCAUAGUAGGUACAACUGUGCGUUGGUGAAAGUGUUCCCGGUGUUGGCUCUUUGCUCUAGAAGAGGCGCUGAAGAACGGUCGCCGGUUGGGGUUCACAGUGUCGGCGAGUGCUUCCGGGGGUCGGCUUCCUCCUGGUGUGGGACGCUAGUGGAUGUAAUAUUAUUCCGCUAUCCUUUCUUAGAACUUGGCCCGCAUUCAGAAGACCCUAAAAAAGGUCCUGGAGAAGCUGUCUGCUCCCUCCCAUUCACAGAAAAGAUGCACAGCACCUUCAAAGUGCCCUCCCAGCUCCCCUAUGGGAUCUCCAGAGGUUCAAUCAGGACCAUCGGAUGA
Xenopus laevis (African clawed frog) is the source of this 1104-nucleotide messenger RNA. Its product is annotated as erythroblast NAD(P)(+)--arginine ADP-ribosyltransferase. The coding region runs from base 1 to 1104 and encodes 367 amino acids. The transcript is spliced from 4 exons. The record is from RefSeq and is a predicted model, not a curated record. Lineage: Eukaryota; Metazoa; Chordata; Amphibia; Anura; Pipidae.